This is a messenger RNA of Geodia barretti, 1235 nucleotides long. The record is from the annotation of a GenBank genome assembly. NCBI's taxonomy places the organism in Eukaryota, Metazoa, Porifera, Demospongiae, Tetractinellida, Geodiidae.
CUUUUUCAGGCUCUCUGCCGACAUUAUAGAAGAUGGUGCGUUCCAAUUAGAAUAUUAUGGUGCGCAUUAUUUAGAGUUUUUCGCCAAUGAGACAGCGUAUCUGCAGCUUUGCGAUAUGGUCAAGAGUACGAUACAGGUACACAUGCACUCCUCUUUCAGCUGUAAGGAAGAGAUGGAAAUCAACGGAGGCAGGAGAGGGAGACAAGUUCUCAAGGCUGGACUGGUGGGGCGAGGGAGGAGUGAUGGUUCGAGUCCUCCGCUCCAUGAACAGUAUCCGAGUUCCUCUGGUCUAUAACUCCCUAUUGGGGCGCCCUCCUGAAGCCACGCCCACCUACCACGCCCCCAAACCUCUGGAGGGGUGCAGUGUUCUUGAUGUUGGCUGUGGAGCUGGUUUUCUCACCGAGCCACUGGCUCAGCUGGGUGCCAAGGUCAUUGGUGUGGAGCCCUCUAGAGAGGUUCUGGCUGUGGCGGAGCGUCGUUUGAACCUUGACCCAGAGCUUGCAUCAAGGAUUGAGUAUAGUUGUAUGACUCUGGAAGAGAUGAGGGAGGAAGAGAGGGAGGGGUUUGAUUGUGUGGUGGCGUCAGAGGUAGCUGAACAUGUUGAUGAUCUCUCUCUCUUCCUCCACCUCCUUUCCUCUUCCGUGAAGCCAGGAGGCUCCAUUAUUCUGACUACCAUCAACAGAACUGUGCAGUCGUUUCUGACAGUAAUUGCAGGGGCUGAGUACGUUCUCCCCCUCCUUCCUCGCGGGACCCACUCCUGGACUCAGUUCAUAACUCCAGAGGAGCUGACGGCAGGCUUGGAGAGGAGGGAGGGAGUGGCGGUGGACUGGGUUCGAGGAAUGUGGUUUAACCCUCUCACUUCUCAGUGGGCGUGGUCAAACAGCACCAGUGUGAACUAUGCCAUUAGGGCAGUACGAACUUACUGACAUUAAUUUUGUGCCAUUUUUUUUACCCAUGUCAAGCCAAUCAACAUUAGAAUGACAGAAUGAUCACACAGAGAUAUUGGAGAGAUGAUUCUUUACUUGAUGGACUAGAGUGGAAGUGUAAGCUGCGGUGUUCUUGUCGGCACGGUUACCAGGUGUGACGUCCAGCUGAAAGGUGGGGCUAUACUCUGAGAAAAACUGCAAGAAGACGUUUGAAAUUUCUCUGUCAUGCAGGCAUUACAAGUGUGAACUGUUCUUUGUGGAUUGAACUUAGCAAGCAGUGUGGCAACACUAUAUAUUAUACCUACUACU